AAAAAAAAGACUUGCUAGAAAAGGCUCUGAUCAAACUGCAGCUAUUUUAUAUCCAGAAGUAGUAGCUGGGCAUCUUGAGAAAAUGAAAUAAUUGAUAUUUUAAGGACUAUCUCGACAAACAUGAGGAUUUCAGAAGGACAGCCCACACCCUAAACACCAUGCAACGUCUCAAAAGGAUCAAUCAGAUGACGUUUCAGUGAAGAUGAAGGUUCUCACGUUCUGCCACAGCUCCGGAUUCAGCUCCUCUCUGCCUGGUCUUGUUGUUUAUUUUAUAACUGUUUAUGUUCACAAGUUGGAACCAGCACAGUUUCAAGUGGUUGGACCUGACCACCCUGUCACUGCCAUUGUGGGUGAAGAGAUUGUGUUACCCUGUCACCUGUCCCCUAGGAUGAGUGCUGAGAAGAUGGAGGUGACGUGGUUCCGGUCCCAGAUCUCCCCAUUUGUUCAUCGCUAUGGUGAUGGAAAGGACCAGUACGAGCUGCAGAUGCCAGAAUAUCAGAGGAGGACAGAGCUUUUGAAAGAUGGUCUGAUCAAUGGGAGUGUUGCCUUGAGAAUUUUCAGUAUCAGACCCUCUGAUGAAGGACAGUACCACUGUUUAGUUCUAGAUGGUAUCUUUUAUGAAGAAGCACUACUGGAUCUAAAGGUGGCAGCUUCAGGUUCUGCUCCUCGUAUCUUUGUUGAGGAUUACCAGGAUGGAGGGAUCCGAGUGGUAUGCCGAUCAGCUGGAUGGUACCCAGAGCCCGAAGUGCUGUGGAGAGAUCACAAGGGACAGCCCUUACCUUCAUCCUCUCUGACAAAUUCCCAAGAAGCCAGCAGACUAUAUAAAACAGAAACUUCUAUCAUUCUAACAGAAAAUGCAAAUCAGAACUUAUCCUGUUUGGUCAGGAACACCCGCCUCAGCCUAGAAAAGGAAUCAUUAUUUUAUAUAUCAGAUCCCUUUUUCCCAAGGGUGAAUCCCUGGAUGGUGGCUCUGAGUGUGAUCCUGGUGGUUUUGCUUGGUUCCUUUGCCCUUAGUGCUUAUCUCUUCAAGAUCAAAGAGAAACAUGCAGCAGAACUUAGGUGGAGAAGAUUUGUGGCACCUAUAGAAGAAGGUAAAGUUAAUAUUUUGUCAAUGUUCAGCUCUCACCUCAUGUGAAAAUGUGUCACCUUUUCCCUCACUGUAGGAGUGUGUUUGGACCUGAUAGUUCAGGGGAGUCCUCACCAGCAUUCUACAUUUUAAAGGACGUCAUAAGGUUGUAACUCUUUUGCCAGGUGGUGUUGGCAGCAAUAAGCAUCAGGUUCAAUAUCUAGGGG
This is a messenger RNA of Mauremys mutica (yellowpond turtle), 1293 nucleotides long. RefSeq names its product butyrophilin subfamily 1 member A1-like. The transcript has 7 exons. Bases 203 to 1135 code for a protein of 310 amino acids. The record is from RefSeq and is a predicted model, not a curated record. NCBI's taxonomy places the organism in Eukaryota, Metazoa, Chordata, Testudines, Geoemydidae.